Myripristis murdjan (pinecone soldierfish) is the source of this 3832-nucleotide messenger RNA. It is a transcript of the gene sptlc2b, whose product is annotated as serine palmitoyltransferase, long chain base subunit 2b. Gene Ontology annotation, biological process: sphingosine biosynthetic process; ceramide biosynthetic process. Gene Ontology annotation, molecular function: serine C-palmitoyltransferase activity; pyridoxal phosphate binding. The record is from RefSeq and is a predicted model, not a curated record. Gene Ontology annotation, cellular component: serine palmitoyltransferase complex. NCBI's taxonomy places the organism in Eukaryota, Metazoa, Chordata, Actinopteri, Holocentriformes, Holocentridae. Bases 106 to 1800 code for a protein of 564 amino acids. The transcript has 12 exons.
UGGGCGUCUCAUCCGUCUUCCCCCUCAGCUCGUACAUGACUUAACGAUUAUACAAGUUGGGCCACCUCAAAUCGUGAAUUUUUCGGGUGCAGUUGGCCGACAAACAUGACAGAAAGCUCCGCGAACAAGCUGCUAAACGGAGACGUCUGUCACCGAUCCUCAAGUGGCAAGAAAUCGGGUAAAAAUGGCUUCGUGAAGAACCACUGCCUGUUCCAGCAGCCACAGAAGUAUCGUCGCCUGAGGGAGAAGAACCAAAAUGUCACGCGUAACUCCAGCCUGUACAAGAAACCUUUUUUGGAAUCAUUUGAGGAGACUCCUCUACUGGUGGCCGUGCUCACCUACAUGGGCUAUGGCAUCCUCACCAUCUUUGGCUACCUCCGAGACUUCCUGCGCCACUGGAACAUCGAGAAGUGCCAUGUGGCCCGGGAGAGAGAGGAGCAGAAGGAUUUUGUCCCCCUCUAUCAGGACUUUGAGAACUUUUACACCAGGAACUUGUACAUGAGAAUUCGGGACAACUGGAACCGUCCCAUCUGUAGUGUCCCUGGUGCCAAGAUGGACCUGGUGGAGAGAGUUUCCCAUGACUAUAACUGGACCUUCCAGCACACAGGCAAAGUUGUGAAGGAUGUCAUCAAUAUGGGCUCGUACAACUACCUUGGCUUUGCUGAGAACACUGGCACUUGUGCCGAUGCUGCUGUUGAAGCCACCCACAAGUAUGGGGUUGGAGUGGGCAGCACCCGCUAUGAGAUUGGGAACCUGGACAUCCAUGAGGAAAUGGAGCAACUGGUUGCCAGGUUCCUAGGUGUUGAGUCGUCCAUGGCUUUUGGCAUGGGCUUUGCAACCAAUUCCAUGAACAUUCCUGCUCUCACAGGGAAGGGUUGUCUUAUCCUGAGCGAUGAGCUGAAUCAUGCAUCCCUGGUGCUGGGUGCUCGCCUGUCUGGGUCCACCAUUCGGGUGUUCAAACACAACAACAUGCAAAGUCUGGAGAAGCUGCUGAGGGAUGCCAUCGUACAUGGGCAGCCAAGAACUCAUCGGCCCUGGAAGAAAAUCCUCAUUGUGGUUGAGGGUAUAUACAGUAUGGAGGGGUCCAUUGUUCGUCUGCCAGAGGUCAUUGCCUUGAAGAAGCGCUACAAAGCCUACCUUUACCUGGAUGAGGCCCACAGCAUCGGGGCUCUGGGGCCUAAUGGCAGAGGGGUGGUUGACUACUUUGGCCUGGACCCCAAAGAUGUGGACAUCAUGAUGGGAACCUUCACCAAGAGCUUUGGUGCUGCUGGGGGAUAUAUUGGAGGCAAGAGGGAGCUGAUUGACUACCUGAGGAACCACUCUCACAGUGCCCUGUACGCCACUUCCAUGUCCCCUCCAGUGGCCCAGCAGAUAAUCACAUCCAUGAAGACCAUCAUGGGAGAGGAUGGGACCACACUGGGUGCUGAUCGCCUCAGACAGCUGUCAGAGAACACCACUUACUUCCGCAGGAAACUGCGUGACAUGGGCUUCAUCAUCUAUGGGAAUGAUGACUCUCCUGUGGUACCCAUGAUGCUCUACAUGCCUGCAAAAAUUGGGGCAUUUGGUCGGGAGAUGUUGAAAAGAAACAUCGGCACAGUGGUGGUUGGCUUUCCUGCCACGCCCAUCAUUGAGUCCAGGGCGCGUUUCUGCGUGUCGGCCGCCCAUACCAGAGAGAUGCUUGACACGGCACUGGAGGCCAUCAGUGAAGUGGGCGACCUGCUGCAGCUGAAGUACUCCAGACGUGAGCAGCCCCUGCCUUCUCUGGCUUGGAUGUCUGAGGAGAGUCUGCUUCAGGACUGAGCCGCUGCCUCAUCCCCUUCCCGUUAUAUCCAGCCUUCUGCCCCUGUACACUGUUCCCAAGCAGGCCCCCACCCCCGUUCUCUCCACUCCUCUGUCUUUUCCCUUCACAUACCCCUCCCUUUUCCUCUGAGCCAGUCACUAUCACCAAACUCCCUCUACCACUUUCUGUUCAUGGUUUCUCCCAUCCACCUCCAGUCCCUGUGAACUCACCAGAGCCAAAGUCUCCACAGGUCCGCCCCACUUAGAAAGCCUGCACACUAGCAUUGCUUAUCAGCCUGUGUGUGUGUGUGUGUGUGUGUAUGUGUGUGAUGCAUUCUGUGACCUGUUCAGCUGAGUCACCCAUAGCAAGAGACCAGAGGCAUCCACAUGUUUCUCUAUGUGUCUUGUUACAAAGUGUGUUCAGAUCCCAUUCAGUUUGUACUAACUUAUUGAGACUGCAUUUGUGCAAGACCUAACGUCAAGUCUUAUUCCUGUGUGCAAACUGAACUAGUCUUAUUUGUGCAAUACUAAUAAUAAUGUGGAGUUUCUAUGUUAGUUCAAACAAUGCAGACAGAGUUUUGCUAUGGGUUGCCACUCAUGCACUUGGGAAAAAAAUAUAUAAAGGAGGAAUAGGUUCAUAACAUUUGUUAUUAUGCACACAAGAGUUUAAAAAAAAAAAAAAAACAUAUAUGUAAAUAUUAUUUAUCCCAAAAUUGAUAGAGUACUGCCUUAGGGUAGCAUCCCAAACCUCAAAGAAACAUACAUUAUUUCAAAGGAGCAACAUAAGCAUGUGUUCUCCAUAUGUAUUUAUCUGAUGGCUUUUUCCUAAUCACUUUUACUUGAAUAAAGACUAUAGAAUAUUGGGUUCUUUCCCUAACCAAAGGAUAUAUAUGUAUAGAUAUAUUUUUUACCUUUCUCUUGAAAUGCAAAGCACCUGUUCACAAAGAAAAAAAAGCAGGGAAAGAACCCCUUUGGAAGAGGAAGAGCAAGGAAUAUUUUUUACAGCUUAUUUUCUAGAAAUAUUUUUCAGCCUUAUUUACUGUUUACACCUGCACUCAAAAACUUGAGCCCAGUGUCUUUAACAUUUCUAUAUGCUAAUGAGCUACAUGUGUGAUUUUUGUCGUUGUCAUUCUCACUCAAGUGCUUUCUUGUUAAUCAGCGUCGACACCAAUCUCUGAACAUGAUGACACGCUGUAACUUAGAUCUGUAUGUAUGACGAUUGUGCUCCCAUGCUUAUCUGAUAUACAGACAGCUUUAUUUAUUUAAAAUUGCUUUCCUGUCUUUCUUUCAGCUGUCUAUUUUUGCGAGAAAUGUACCCUUUUAUCUGAAAGGCAGCUCCAAAUGUGUCCCAAUGGAACGUGUGUGUUUUAGCUGACUACUUACACGUCUUACUUCAGUGCUCACACUACUGACAGGCAUUGUAAAUGCACAGAUGAUGUAGUCACUGAAAUUAGCAGGAUUUGUUUGGGCAUGCUUAAAAUGUCAGAACAGACUUUUAUCUUUCCCGUACUGUAUCAUCUGUGAUCAUCUUAUUGAAUGGCAUUCCAAAUCGACCUGCAGUCACUGUUAGGUGUUUUGUUUUACCGUUACGUUUUCUGUGUGAACUUACAUAGACAGGUCACCCCUAAGUUUUGCAUAUUGUAUGUGCCACUGUUAAGCAUCCAAUUCAUGUGUGUAUGUUUAUGUUCUGUCUGUUCUGUUUGUUGAUGUGAAUUGAAAAUAGUUGUUCAUCUUUGGGCCACACCAAUGUAGCCAGUCAGAAAGCUGGCCCUUGUGUGGCAUUGUGACCAUUCCUGUAAGUGUCCACCAAAACUACUAAACUCAGCUGAUGUUUAGAAAUGCUUUUAUUGAUGUUUUUUUGGCAUUAUGGCACAGUAUGACAACUUUUAAGGACACUUUUUUACUGUAUGUACAUCACUGCAGAUACAGACAUUUAUUGCAUUGUUGUCUUUGAGUGACAGUCAUUCCAAAAUGUUUUCUUCAAAUCUUUUCUCCAAAAUGGCUUAAAAACAGUUGAACAAUGUAUUUUAUUCAAUAAACGUUACAGAACACA